AUGGAAUCAUUAACUGUGUCUGAAUAUGUUGAUCCGGUACUAUCAGUUGUUGGGAAAGAGGAAAAGAUUAAUCCACAAACUAUUCAAUCAUUAACCUCGAAUUUCCCAUCUUAUUAUUCCAAAAUCACAUCUUUUUGUUCAUCUGCUUUGAAAAUUUAUAAAAAUUUAUUAAAUUUAGAAUAUGAGUUGAAUUCAUGGGAAUUUAUGACUUUGAAAGCUUCAAUAAAUAUAAAUUUUAAUCAUAAUUUUUCCACAACAACAAGAAAUUUUGAUAUUAAAAUUGCUAAAAAAGUUAUCGAUAGAUGUAAUUUCAUUGAUGAUGAAAUAAAUAAACUAUUGAAUUAUAAAUUGAAAAUUAUAAACAAUUUUAUAAGUUCAUUGACAAUUCAAGAAUAUUUAUCAGAUCCUGGAUGUUUAUUACUCAAGAUUUAUUUUAAAAUUAUAAAUUUGAAAAACUCAAUUGUGGAGAAAAUUUCAAUAUCAUAUACAAAAUCAAAACUUUUAAUAAUAAGUUUUGAAUUGAAACAAAUCACUGAUAUGAUUGAAAAAGAAGAAAACCCAAUUGUGGAGGAUAAUACUGAUUUCCAAUCAACUUUAGAAGGUUAUAAAGAUUUUGUUACAGUUUUAAUCAAUCAAUUAGAUCAAGCUGUCCAAGAGAAAGAUUCUGAUCAAAUUCAAGAAUGUCUUGAAGUGUUGAAUGAUGUGGAAAAAAUGUAUGAAUCUGUUCGUUUGAAUUUCUUUAUAAAUGAAGAAUAUGCUGAAUGGGAACAAGAUAAUUAUUAUAUUCAAUCUAAUCGUGAACGUGAAUUGGAACAAGAAUUGGCAAAAGAAAGAGAAUUAUCAAGAUCAAGAUCAAUUUCUCCUUCACCUUCAUCUCAAACUUCAUUAAAUGAAGAAUUAUUAUCAUCAUCAACUUCACCACCUUCUAAUUCAUCAUCAAAAUUUUUAAAUUUACAUUCUUCACAAGAAUUACCAGGACAUCAUCAUUUAUCAAGAAGAGGUUCAAUAAGCUCGACAACAUCUUCAGUUGCUACAUUGAAUAGACAACCAACUACAAUUUCAGAGGAAUUACCAUAUUUAUUACAAGCUUUUGAUGAAGCUAAACAAUUGGAACAAGAAUUAUCAACUUAUCAAACACCAAGAACUCCAACUUCAAGUCAACAACAACAACAACAGCAAGCAAUGAAGAAAUUACAACCUAUUCAUAACCAAGAUAAGAGAAGAUCCAAUUUACAAACUUUUAAUAUACCAAAUGUUGGGUUUAAUAAUAAUUUAUUGAAUAGUAUUUAUGGACUGACACCAAAAUCUUCAACACCUUCAACACCAUCACAUUUAAAUCAUCAUCACCAUAAUGAAGUUGAUUAG
Molecule: messenger RNA, 1365 nt
Organism: Hansenula anomala
Lineage: Eukaryota; Fungi; Ascomycota; Saccharomycetes; Phaffomycetales; Wickerhamomycetaceae
Gene: MDM36
Product: Mdm36p
Exons: 1
Coding region: 1-1365 (454 amino acids)
Source: RefSeq, a predicted model, not a curated record